AUGACACAGCCGUCACCAGUGUCAUCGAGAAGUUCUUGUCGUAAAGGGGUUAGUGGUUUGUCCAUAGAAGUUUCAAAGAACAUUCAAUUGCAAAUAAAAUGUGUAGUUAUGUAAUGCACAUUUAGGAACUCCAUUUGUAACCAUGAAGUUGAAAGAUAUCUCGAAGCAAGUUCAUUCAGAACUAUUCAAAAUAGUUUUUAGAAUCUUUCCGAAAGAAUAACUAACUUCUUCGGUGUUCGCAAAAGAUUAUCGGAAGCCGCACAUGGUAAAAAUAAUAAACGCCGACGGACUUGCAUUGCUGAUGGUCGAACAUGUUUAUCGCCGGCUUCUCCUUUUAGCGUUUGUGACGAUGAAGUUGUUUAUCUUGGUAUAUCUGAUUUCCAUACGCUUUCCCAGAAGUUCAUUUAAGGCCCGACCCUGAGAAGCCUGAAUAUAAUUCCCGAAUUGCGAAGGCCGACGCCUAUGGGAAUAUUCGAUAAUGUACCAGAAGAUUUAGUUCAUCUUCUAGUUUCAAAGAUCCCCAGUAAGUUUGCAGCAUUGAAAGUUCUCCAAAUAUAAUUUUCAGUGAUCGAACUAGCACGCUUGAGUUCCGUUUCGAAAUCGUGGAUGAUUUAUUUGAAAGAUUACACUUGUUCAGCCCUUUUUGAAUCGAGAUUUUUGAGAGACUGUAACUCUUCCCGAGAUCCAGCUUCUUUCUAUACGAGGAAUGACUCUUUUUACUCUCUUGGUAAUUGGCUUCUGGGUAUUUUCUUUAAUACUGUUUUCAGGAAUAUUUUUGAGGCAAGUUACCAAGCUUUUUGAUUCAUUUUCCGAGAGGGUUGACUUUUUAGUCAAGUUUCUCCGAAAAAUUUUCGAGAAAAUUCGAAGUCUAGAUGGUUUCGGAAGAGCGAUAUUUUCGGUUUUUUAAGUGCUAAUGUGUAGUAUUUUUUUUUUCUUGAUUUUUAGUUUUGUGACGGCAUACAGAGUCAAGAAGACUACGACAAAGUUAUAACUUCUGCGAUGCUGAUCGACAAAUCUAUUUAUGAAGAUUUGAAUUCUAUUCUGGACUCCCCGUGGGGUCAAAAAUCUAAAUUGGAGCUGAAGGUAUGCUUUUCAGACCAAAACUUAAGAUUAAUAAACCCAAAUGGCGCAGAACAAGUCUGCGCCUAAUAGAUCCAAGGUAAACAACUUGCAAAAGAAAAACCGUUUUCACAAGAAAAUUCCUUUUCUUUUAUAAAUUUAUCUUCUUUGUUUUUGAAUCACUGAAUAGAAUAUUAAUCAGUUUAUGAUUUUCUUCAGGUGCGAGUGAACUUGACAUCUCUUUUUUUGAAUCAUCGGGGAAUGGAUUUUCAACAUGAAUCGAAUCGUUUUUGGUUGUCAGCUUUGAUGAACGUUUAUAAGAAAGCGGGAACACGAAUUCAAUCAAAACUUUUAUAUCUGCUUUUUGCACCAAUGCGUACACAAGGGGGACAAGGUAGUCUGAAAAAAACGUUUAGAUUUAGGUUUUUUUUAGAAGUUGUUCAUUGGGAUUUGUUUGGAGACUUCGCUGUUCAAACGCACCAACAGGCUAUUUCUAUGCUUCGCGACAUUUCUUCAGCUCUUCAAGCUCUGAUGCUUACUAAAAAGGCGAACACAGAACUUUCCUGGACAAAAAACGCCGUUUUCAAUCUUAUGGAAGAAGUUACAAGUGGAUAUAAAUUCAUAAUCAAUUUCGAAUUAUAUAUUUUAUAGCCUUCCCGACACCAUGGUCCAUGAACACUUUUGUAUCUUUGUUGUUGGUUCAACCAUGUUUGAUACCGAUUUCUAUCACGGCACGAAUGUUCCGUCAGCACGAAGACGAAGCAGGCGACAUGGUUCAUACAAUGAAGACAGUAAGACCGCAUCCAUAUUAGGAAAUGAAAUCGCCAUUCAGCUUCUGUUCCGGUGGGGAAUCGACUGUGCUGAACAUCUAACUGUCGCAUUUCAUUCAAUAGCUACUCACUUGGGAUCAUUUGAAAGAAAAUCACUCAGCGAGAGUAUUUGGAGUUGGCAUCGAAAAAACGUGGAUGAUUUGAGAGCCCAAAAUGGUGAUUUCCCUGGAAAAGAUAGUUUUUUUAAAAAUUUUUUUCCGUUUGAAUUUACGAUUUUCACUGAUUUCAUUUCAAUUCCAGACGGAUUCGCUGAUUUGAACGAAGAGAUGCGAAGUCAAAACCAGCUUCUUCCAGUUUUAUUUUUUUAUUAAAUCAAGAGAACUAAUAAUAUAUAUAUGAAGAAAAAAAUUUCACCCUGAGAUGGUAUUAAAAAUAGUUUAUAAUCUGUGCAAUAGAUCUUGUUCUUAUUAAAAUUUAUCUAAUUUAAUCUAAAAGCUUGUCAAAUUUUCAAUCUUGUGAAUGUCGCUGUGAAUAAACUGUAUUGAUUUCCUUUUUUCUGUUUUACUUUUUGAAAAACGUGAAGAAUCGUAUAGUUCAAUUUACUAUUAAAUAUAGUCUGUUCAGAUUUUGAAUGUCAAGCAGCUAACUCCGCGCCCAAGGCUACAAUAUCUUUCGCGUCAUGUUUCAUCUCCAGAGGAAGAUAGAUCUUUAAGAUGGCUGCAUUUGAUCAUGACUUCUUUUUCUAUCUUUUAGAAUAAAAAAGAUCAGAAAUCAUCAAAAGAAAGGUACUAUGCCAACAGGGCGGAGGGCGGUUGACAUUUAAAAUCUGAACAGACUUGGUAGUUUUUCCUUCUGUCAUCUGCGGCUUAUGCACGGCUUAGAUCUGUCACGUUAUGAUAUUAAUGCCGUGUUCAAAGUAAUUUCCGCGAAAUGCAAAAUGGUCUCUGACUCUCCAAAAUAUAGUUAUCUUUUCCAUUCUCUAACGGGUAUUUUGCAUUUCGCAGAAUCACUUUGAACACGGCCUAAACAUAAAUGGGCGAUCAAUUACUUUUUAGCUUUUCCAGCUUUUAAAAUUUAUUCUUUGUUCAUUGAAAAAUUUUUAAAAUUUCGAAAGUAUGUCAACUUUCGUCUGGGGUGAAUGCACAAGAAACAGCAUAUCCGACGAGGGCAAGAUAUCUCUGGAAACGCCAUUGAACAGAAAUUCAGAGGGAAUUUACAUUUAUGUAGCACACCAGAGUUUAUUUGAUUUCUUUUCACAAUAAAAAGGGGUUUUUUUUUGUUCAGUAUAUUGGUACGUUCAUAAUACUUUUAGAAUAAUAGAUUCUAUUUUUUUUUUACAUCUUUUCCAACUAUUUGUUUCUCUAUCACCUCCAACUUAUCAGAUAUGCACGAAGAUCCGGAGUUUUCUAAUGUGGCUGCAACUGACCGACCAGUUUUUGAAUCGUCCAGAGUUUCGGCAUCGAUUGAUGUUGGUCGCCUCGUUAGCGAUCUUCGAAGUUUCGUCGUGGACGAAAAGACUGUCAAGGUUUGUUGUAUGUUCAUUUUGGAAAAAAAGUUUCGAGUAAAGGUUAUCGACGCUGUGAACUGCGGGAAGAGAACACUGGACGUAUUGCUUGCUAGAAAUGGCCACAGCAUUCAUUCUUUAUCGGUAAGUUAUUUUUGAUUUGGAUGCUUCAAGAAAAGGUACAUGGGACGACAUAAAUUUGCAGAGACGAGAUAAAUUGAUGUAUCAUGGGAACAAGAACUACACAAUCGAUUCGAACGGUCGCGUUUGUAUCGUAAAGGCGAGCAAUGAAGCUAACAGAAAUCGCGAGGUUUAAACUUAAAUUAACAUUUUGUUUCCUUCAAUCUAUCAUUUAUUCUCUGGCUAAUUUUUUUUUUCGAAAAUCACAUCAUAAUCAGAAGAGUUGUAUUCAUGUCAUUAUUGACCGAAAUCGUCGCCUUUUAAAUAUUAAAAUGAAAAAUUGCUUAUAAUUUUUUUCAUUGAACGAAGUAACUUUAUUUUUUUUUUUGAAUUUUUUUCAGGGUGUCAAAAAUCUCAAUACUAUUCUGUAAUGUUUUCCUAAUCAGUUAUACCAUGAGGCAAAUGACAUAAAUUUCAAAAUUGAAUGUUUUUCAGUUGUUGCACCUGAGCUCUGAAAAUCAAGAAUUACGAGCUCUCCAUAAAGACCUUAUGUGUGGCCUUGAACUGGUCAUGAAGAAGCAUCGUCAUGUUAUGGCCGAAUAUUCUCAACAUCUUCUGAAUGCACGCCCGAAGAUUCCGAAAGAGCGUGUCGACGACGUUGUCGUUAGUUUUUUUUUUUGGUUUUCUUAAUUUGUUUAACUUCUAUUUCGUUGGUUAUUAAUUGAGUUGACGAUAUGAUGCGGUUUCAUACAUGUACAGUUUUUUUAAAGCCCUUUUCUCACGACUUUCUAAUAAUUAUUCAACACGACUUUCCUGAAAACCAAAAUAUAUACAUAUAUUUUUGUUCCAAGUAGUUUUCAUUCCUCAUUAUCGAAAUUAAGUAAGCCUUCUUUUCCCGCGUUAGUUGAGUUGGGUACUUGCCCAUGUACGUGAUCGGCAGAGAAAAAUAACAACGAGAAACAAAAAAAGAGUCGUCAAUCCUUCUAUUUCAUGCGUUUCUUAAUAAUACUAAGCUUUUUAAAGAGGAAAAACGACGAAGAAGUGAAGGGGACGUUUGUUGGAACUGGCGCGGCUGUGAAUUUUGUUGUUGCCCGAGAAGAGAAGAAAGAAAUCCUUCGCAAAAAGGUCCGAGAAAGUUUCAUACCAUUUCUUUUGUUUUUUUUUUUAAAUUUAUUUCAAAAUUCAAUUGCAGCUUUUCAAACGGUUGCAAAUGGAGAACUUCGUGAUGCGGGCUCUGUUGAAGUGCGACAACAUGGUCGAGGCAGUGCCAGAAGACAUUGCGGAGGAAUGGAGGUUUCUUUCUCAGUUUUCUUUUAUGAAUAGACGACCUUGAUAGACGACCUUGAUUCUGAAAGUACUUUAUCCGCCACAGCUGGAAAUAUUUUGAUCCCUUUUCCUCAUCAACUCGGUCAUAUAUACAUAAAAAUAGUACGCGAAUCGGACGUGUCGGGGCAUAUCUAGUGACCACUUUAGUAGCGUCAGCACACUGGUUCGAGAUUGUACAAAAUAAUCAAGCCAGCAUUUUAAUGAGAUGAGCGAAAAAUAACGGGCUGCGAAAUUUCUGGCGUAUUUGGUAAAAUAUGAUUCAAAUGAGUGCUCUAGGGACACCGUGUCGUUUAUUUUCAUGUUCACUUUUUUUCCAACUAAAAUCAAAUUGCCUACCUUCAAAAAUUUGAUUGAAAGACAUGUCACGUGGAGCGCGCUUGCAAACAACCUUUUCCCAAUUACGGCGAUUUUUCCGCAGAAACAGAUCCUUUUUAAAAUUUUAACCCCCGAUUCUAUCCAUUUUUAUAUAAAAGGUGCUCCGUUGUUAAUACUUUGAUAAUAUCAUUGGAACGAUAGAAAAAAAAAAAUAGCUCGGCUAUAAAAUUUGCACAUUUUUUUUUUCAGAAUAUUCAAGGAAUCCUCGAACCCGGAUGAGUCCAUGGAAACUGUCAUCGAAAACUCUCUCACUAACUCUGACAGCUUGGAAGAGAGUUUUGCUUAGUUUUUUAUUCUACCGGAAAGUUUAAGAGAAAAAAAUUGUGAAUAUGGUUCGGAUCUUUUGCUUAUCUUAUUUGUUUUCGCUCUGGAUUUUUCGUCGUUCAAUUUAAUUUCGUUGGGUAUACAUCUUACGUCCUUAUUAACAUCUAUUUCUAUGUUAAUAAUCUCACACUCAGUGUUUUUUCAUCAUAGUUUACUCGAUAUAUGUUUCUUGUUCAAUUUUUAAACGCCCACCUUUUAGAGUAUUCCGAUAACUGCUCGAUCAAUAUUUUACUUGCAAACGGGUAUGCCUAUGCAUCUCUUUUCUGUCAAUUUUAUGAUCAAAGAAGAAAAAACUGUCGCUACUGACGGUUAAUUGUAUUUAUUGCUCCAAAUGAAUUUUCACAGUUGAACGUGAACUUGAUUCAAUCCAACUUCAACGAAAAUAGUUGAGCAUUUCCAUUUUUUCUUUGCUGUUACACGCAAGCUCUUUUCGAGAUGUAAGAUUUUCUAUGUUAACCUUCAUGAUUAAUAUCAUCCAACAUUAAAUCCACUGAACGAAUCUUCUGUGUUUUCCUCCAAAGAGGUUCAUCAGUGAUCACCAGAAGUAGUUCCCAUGGUUAGAGACCGCAAAGCCACGUUGAUUUCUGCCAGAAUUUUCCGUUGCUCUGUGUUUCUUUUUUUUCGGUUGCACAAGUUCGAAUGCAAGUGUAGAACGUGUAGGCGAAUUCCGUUUAUAAUGUUAUUAUUUAUUCAACAAAAAAGACAUACUUUUUCAAAAACGCAAAGCGAGAAGUCACUCAUUUUAACCUGCAAGAUUUUUUUUUCUUUUAGUUCUUAUAAAACUCGAUAAUAACUUCUUAAUUUCUCUUCUCCGGUAGUUCUAAAAAAUAGUUCUGCUCUCUUGACAGCUGGAUGGCAGAUUGAGGAUAAUAGCUAAUGAUAAAACUUCAGCGAUCGAGAGAGAAGGAGUCACUAGAAAAACUUCAACAGCCCUUAUUAGUCGGUGGUAUGAAAAAAACACCGGCGAAAAUUCAAACGGCGACUUUUCCGAUUUUUUCAUAUCGCUAGGGAACUUUCCGACGGCCACCUUUCCGACGAAACUUUUUCCGACUUUUUUUUCUCGAUAAACUCUUCGUUUUACAUCUUCCUAUAUAAAGUAGGUAGUUUUUUUCAUAAUUAAAAACACAAAGAAAUAGGAAAAAAAUGUUCAUAGAUGUUUUAUAAACCGAAAAGCAUAAGGGAAAAAAGUCGGAAAAAGUUUCGUCGGAAAGGUGGCCGUCGGAAAGUUCCCUAGCGAAAUGAAAAAAUCGGAAAAGUCGCCGUUUGAAUUUUCGCUAGUGUUUUUUUCAUACCACCUAUUAGUCAUUGGCUCUCUUUCAUAUCUACGUUGAACGCAUAUUUAGUGGACUUCUGAACUUAUUAAGCAUUAUUGAACUCGCAUUUUGUCAGGGGAAAGGAAAAGAAGGAUGUAAAGAAGAAGAAGAAAAAUACGAAAACUAAGACCAAAAGCAAGCCGAAACAACAGGAUAAGGUUAAAGGUAUGGUUUCUUAUUUUUGCAAUCAGAAAGCAUGUUUCAAUAUAUAAAAACAUCGCAUGACUCGAUAACGUUCUGUUUUUUGUCGCUCAUCGGAUUAUCGAUACAAAAAAGACCAAAAAGAAAACGAACCGACACAAGGAUAAGACCAAAGAUAAGACCAAGAAGAAGAAAACAACUCGGAAACCAACCAGCCGACCGGAGGAUCUGAAGAAGAAGGCGAUUGUCCGCUCUAAGUUCACUUUAUACCGUUCCAGAAUCAUAAGAACUCAUUCAGAGAUGUCAAGGGGAAACCAAAGAAAGCUACUCCUUCGAAAAAGUCCGACCAACGUCUGAUUCCAAAACCAAACACAAGACGCUCUGUAGUACGUAGCUCCGUCCCUCUCAAGGUGCCUUCAAUGCUCACAUUUUUCUUAACAACCGUUUGAAAAAAUUUAUCGGUUUUCAAUUUAAAUUAUUUCAAGUUUUUUUUUUUCGAGUGCAGUCAAAAAUGAGAUUUUUGACCAAAAAGGGGGUCCUGCAGUAGAUUUUUGAAGUGUUGCAACGAUUUUUUUUUAUUGCAAGUAUGCCUUCAAUGAAGUUGCGUGGAAAGACAAGAAUAUCAUUUUGGAAAUGAUAAUCGUCAUUUUUCAGAACAUUCCAAUUUUUCAAUAAUUGAAGAUUGUAUAAUUUUAGUUGACUGAUGUUGACAAAAAGAAAAAACCGAUCUCUUCUAAAGAAGCAGUAAUCGCAAAGAAAAAUGAGAGUGGAAAGGAAGGAAAGAAUUUGAAAGAAGAAAAGAAGAUUGAAGUGCCAAAAAAAACUGUAGUCGAGAAAAAAAAAGAGAGUUCUGAUGCGAAAAAAUUGCGAGUCGAGCCUUCGGUCAGCGUGGUCAAGCCAGAGCAGAAAGGCGGUUUAGUGGUGGGUCUUUUUCAAAGGCUCUUUUUUUUAAUCUUUUCAGGAACGCAAGCCGGAACUUCUUCCUGUCGACCGCACCCAACUUUCUCUUUGUAAGUUUCCUUCUUUCUUUGGCUUUUCAACAGCUCAGUUGAAGCCCUUACAAGUAAUUUCACUCUCUUUCGAGUGAAAUAUGGUUUUUUUUGACAAAGUUUCAGUUUUUCAAGCUCAGUUCGAAACAACCAUCAGUCUUUAUUUUCCAGCGAAAACACAAUCUUCUGAGAGGGGAGUGAAUCCCGCAUUAGCAAAACUCGCGUUUUUGGACCCGACAGCCUCCAAAAUAGCGAACGUUUUGGACGUUCGUAACGCUCCUCUGACAUCAGAGAUGAUUCAACCAGAUGAGGUGACAGUUUCGUUCAGAAUAAUGUCCGAACUGACUUCAGGCUGUCCAGGAACCCAAAGUUCUCGUCGUCGACAUCGACUCAGUGAGCAGGACGGGCGCGGUUCUUGAGAGGCAUCUGAUGAGCAUCGACCGCAAGGCAUCUGCCUCCAGCCGAGUCUCUCAGAAACUUUGAGAUUUUCCAGAGGUCGUUCGAUUGGUUGGCCAUGAAUCGACACGCGGCGACGCAUCCUUCCGCGUUCUCCAAGCACCUCGGUUUGGCCCUUUGCGACGUUGGAAUGGACACGUACGUCUCGUUUCCUGUUUGUUGAAAGUAUCAGGAUGGAGAGCUUAAAACUAAAAAGUACUUUUUGCACCUUUUCGGCCUUUUUGAAAAAAGUUCAAUAAAGAUAGUCCGUUUGCCGCGACUUGACAGUUUUCGAAUGUCUGCGUCUCUCUGUUCCCCUAUCGGCGAGGUCAGAGAAACAGAAAAUAGCACGUCACCAUGAGAGGGUUGUCGAGAGACGAGGAGGGCGCAGAGAAAUCCUGCCUUUUCAAGUCGCGAAAAACGGACUACACCGGCAUCGAUAUUUCUUCCCAAAAAAUUGAACACUUGCGAAAACGUUAAAAUGGAAUGAUAUAAUUACAAUUCGAUGCGCGAAAAUUGGGGAAUUCGGGUUUCUAAAUGCAUAGAGAAUUUUCAAAAAACCAAAAAAUGAUUCGAAAAGAAGAUAGGAAGUUGCAGUUCCUUGGUACGCAAGGCGUUCGGCCACUUGCAGACGCUGAACGUGAUCAGCGCCAAAGAGACGGAUCAAGUCCAGAACUGCCUCGAUCGCGAGAAUUCGCCCAUUACGGUCGCUUCGGCCGCUCGGAUCUUGAAGAAGUUCUGCUCGGCCUACGCUUGA
Messenger RNA from Caenorhabditis auriculariae, 9113 nucleotides. The record is from the annotation of a GenBank genome assembly. Lineage: Eukaryota; Metazoa; Nematoda; Chromadorea; Rhabditida; Rhabditidae.